UCUUUAAACAUCGAUAAAAGCAAAGAACAAGAUCGAGAAACUUAGCGUUAAACAAUCUCGUCUUCUCUCUCUCUCUCCCUCAAGAAAACUCAUCAAGACACUGCCUCUUCUGAUUUAGGUUUCGAUUAAACUGUUAAUCGCGAGAUCUUUCCGGUGAAACCUAUGGCGAACAUGAACACUCUUCAACAGAUGAUCUUUCCUGACGAGAACGCUCCGAUUCAUCGCAAAAGGGCCGUUACUGGUGCUUCUGUGAAAAGUACCAAACGAACUGUUCUUGGUCAGAAGAAACUUGGAGGAGCUCGUAAGGCUCUGAAUGAUAUUACAAACAAGUCUGGUGUUCAACCCAAAGCUUCUUCUAAGAACAAGCAGAUCGCUUCUGCUGCAACUGCAACUGCUGUGAAGGGAGAAAUCAACAUAGCUGGAGAGAUGUACUUGCAUGAUCACAGCAAGUGCAUCAAAGAGCAGCAAAAUCUCUGGGAUGAUCACUUCUCUGCUGAUAUUCUACUCCACCAUGAUCGUUCCAGCAUCAAGGGAAAGAAUCUCAAGCAUGAGACAGAAGUGAUGGAUGCUAAGAACAACCUGACUUGUGACGAACCAGAAGAGAUUCCAUCUCCCAAGCUGACCGAUUGGCUUAAGAGCUCGACUCCAUGGCGCUCCCCAGUCCGUCAUGGCUCUAUGAUGAUGAUGCCUUCCACUCCUCUGGCUUGGCGAUUUGAUUCAGAUGAAUUCACUCUCAAGGAAGACUAUGACGACCUCUUCUGAAUGUCUGUUUCUUAAUAAUGUCUUUGAAAGCUUUUCAUCCUUCAGAUGAAGUCGUAGUACUAGCAGUUAUGUUUCAUCAAUGCCUCUUCAGUUCCUCAUGUACUUAACAACUCUGUGUCCAUCACUCUGUAACUGAUUUGGAAUCUUUUUCUAGCGUAUGAGCAUUAUGAGCAUUUUCAUUUUACA
This is a messenger RNA of Raphanus sativus (radish), 948 nucleotides long. Its product is annotated as protein PATRONUS 1. NCBI's taxonomy places the organism in Eukaryota, Viridiplantae, Streptophyta, Magnoliopsida, Brassicales, Brassicaceae. The coding region runs from base 163 to 762 and encodes 199 amino acids. Gene Ontology annotation, biological process: regulation of mitotic cell cycle. The transcript has 5 exons. The record is from RefSeq and is a predicted model, not a curated record.